Molecule: messenger RNA, 246 nt
Organism: Rangifer tarandus platyrhynchus (Svalbard reindeer)
Lineage: Eukaryota; Metazoa; Chordata; Mammalia; Artiodactyla; Cervidae
Source: the annotation of a GenBank genome assembly
AUGGGGUCUAACCUGACUGAGCCCCCAGACGGCUGCUGGGGCGUGUGGGGCGAGACGUGCCGCGUGGUCACCGGGGCAUCCUUUGCUCAUGGACCUGGGAGGGACACUGAUGCCCUUGGUGCGGCGCUGUCCUCUCCAGCGCUCUGUCCUCAGAGCCACGGAGGGCCGAGCCUGGAUGGAGAGGAUGAGGGCCUGGCACGGGAUCCAAGCACCCGGGGAGCCCAGCGCACACAGCGCUAUCACUAA